Messenger RNA from Pocillopora meandrina, 20103 nucleotides. The record is from the annotation of a GenBank genome assembly. Lineage: Eukaryota; Metazoa; Cnidaria; Anthozoa; Scleractinia; Pocilloporidae.
AUGGUGUUUAAAAUAACCCUCCUGGCUGAUGAAUUCAAGAAAUCAAAAAAAGGUGGUCUGUCUACCUUGAAUAGACAGCUAGCUAUACAACUUGCUAAAGUUCGGACUGUAAAGGUUCGCGUGUUAAUGCCUAAAGCCACUGAGGAAGACCGAAGAGAUGCUAAGAAGCACAAUGUCAAUAUAAUUGAAACUUUGAAGUGUGUUGGCCUUGAAGAAGCUUACUGGUUAGGAUAUCCACCAGACAAUUUUGAUACUGACAUUGUAAUAGGUCAUGAUAUAAAGCUGGGAUGGCCUGGUCAUGUGAUCAGAAGAUUGUGUGGUGCAAAAUGGAUGCAUGUUGUUCAUACAAAUGCUGAAGAAGUCGGCAUACACAGGAAUCGCGAAGGUGAAAUUUCAAGAGGCGAAGACAAGCCGGAGAUUCAAAUGAAUCUGUGUGAAAUUGCAGAUUUGGUAGUAACAGUUGGCCCUAAGCUGAAAAGUAGUGUUUCUGUGAGCGCUUGUUCUAGUGACAAGGUCUUUAAUUUUACACCAGGUCUUUUUGAAGAAUUUGUAAAUGAGCGUAAAGAGCUAAACAAAGGUAAUCGAUUUGACAUCUUACUCUUCGGAAGGGGAGAUCCUGAAGACCUUGAAGUUAAAGGAUUUCAAACUGCUGUGGAUGCAUUUCGUACAUUAAAGCGAGAGGACAAGACAUACAACAUGAUGAUUGUUGGAGCCCCAGAAGGAAGUCAGGACGACUUGAUGGCAAAGUUGACAAGCAGUUCUGCAGAUAGCGCUAGGCCAUUGAUAAGAAGGUAUGUAGAAGACCGAAAAGAGCUGAUGAAGAUAUUCAUUGGUGUUGAUCUUGUGUUAAUGCCAUCAAAGACAGAUGGAUUUGGUCUGGCAGGGCUUGAAGCCCUGUCAGCUGGGGUAGCCAUCCUUGUGUCAAGCAAUUGUGGCUUGGCAGAAGUACUUGAAAAAAUUGCGAAUGGCUCACAAUGCAUAGUGGAGGCUGAUGAUGACUGGGUAAAGGCCAUCAAGAAAGUGAGGCGAAAGAGCGAAAGAACCCGCAAUGAGGAGGCAAGAAUGCUUCGUGACAAGUACAAUGAGAUGUUCUCGUGGAGUUCCCAGUGUGAUGAACUGGUGAAAAUAAUGAAAAAAAUGUGUCAAGGUGAGCAUAUGUAACUGUUUCUUUUGCCAAUAGUUACUGGAUUGUGUGACAAAGUAUCCCUUCCAUUCCAUAAUUUGUUAACCCUUUAACUCCCAUGAGUGAUAAAGACAGAAUUUCUCCUUACAAUAUCAAUACAAUAUCAUGCACACAAGUGAUGAGAAUAAAGAAAAAUAUCAACAAGGGGAUAAGUAGUUGAUCCAAUACCAAAUUUUCUGAAUUAAAAUCUUAAGAAUUGUGUGGUAGUCAGUGAGGAGAAUUACUAAUAAGUCUUUGGGAGUGAAAAUGAACCCAACAGCCUGUUAUCAGUAAAUGUAAAUGAUCCUGGGUGUCUUGUGUAUGUCACACAGUCCUGUUGCAGAAUACAAUCACAAGCAUGUAAAGCAAAUACCAUCAAACUUCAUUUAAAUCUAGUUACCUAAGACUGUAAUUAGUUACCGCUUUGAGUGCUGAAAAAAAACCAAGCAGACCACAGGCUGCCCAAGCUCACAUCUCGAGAAUAAGCCAACAAUUAAUUCAUGAACAUGUCAUGUGUUGUGUGACUCGGUGUUAAGUUAGGAGAGGAACCGUUGAAAAUUUGAACACAUUAUAAGGAAUAGUAUGGGGAAUGAAAUAUGGUCGAUUUACAUUGAUAAAUGUUUCAAAAUAUGAACUGUAAGUGAUAUGAAUUUUUCAGUGUUUUAGCAGCCACAAUCCAAAAGAAAUUCAAACAAACAACCUUGAAUUGAGAUUGGUGAAGGCUUCUCUGUCCAUUCAUCAACCUGACCAAGUGGUACGAAAGGCGAUUGAUGUGUCAGCAGCUGAUUGGCAAUAUCAAACACAUGAAAAGAUAUGAUAUUUUUUCACGUGUUGUUACAGCUUUUCUUUAGGGCUGGAAAUCCUUGUGUAAUACCUUAGUUUAUGUGAUAAACAAUGUCAUUUUUGUCUUUGAGUUUGAACUACAAGCUAAGACUGCAGUUUUAAUGUCCUGUAUCAUGGAAUUGUAUUUCCUGUAUUAUGAAAUGAAUUAUUUAGAAAAUGAAAUCUGCAAUAAUGUUAAAUGUGCAAGGAAGACCUGUCUUCCUCCUGGCUAGUAUUUUAAUUUAUCUCCAUCUUAUAAUCUGAGUGUACUACAUGAAACUGUGAAUUGAUUAUAACAAAAUCAGUUAUCAUAUGCUGUUAGAUAUUUGAGAUACACUGAACAAUGCAAGACUACAUUCCUACCUCUGACUAGCAAUUGGUUAAACAUAAGUACCACUCCAAAAGAUGCUUCAAAAAAGAGAAAGUCCACAGACCAAAGCAAACCAGGCAAUGAAUCUGGAGGUGAGUUGUCUGACCUAUUUUUUCAUGAUUGUGUUGCAUCCUGUCAGACAGAGUUAACAACAUAAUACUACAUUCCUCUGACUCAACCUCUAUAGUUAUUGGGCUUUCUGUUGAUACUUCUGACUAGUAUGUCAAAAUAUAGGUGCCACUCCAAAGACUGCUUCAAAAAAGAGAAAGUCCAGAGACAAAAGCAAAUCAGGCAAUGAAGCAGGAGGUGAGUCAUUUGAUCUCUUGUUUUAUGGUUGUGUUGCAUCCUUUCAUACAGGAAAUUAAUAAAGGUCCAAGUAAUGUAAAUAAGUUGGAAAUAUUCUUUUGAAACAAAACACCCAUCUGUUACACAAUAUUAAUUAAGCUAAAAACAACAAUUGUGACCUUUUCCUUAUCAAAAUGAACCCAAUACUCCGGUAUCAGGAAAUGUAAAUGUUCCUAAGUGUCUUGUGUGUGUCACACAGUCCUGUCACGCAGUACAAUCACAAGCUUGGUAAUGUCUCCACUGCCUUAUUUCAGCACUUCAAACGGUACGGUGGUUGUGUGUAAGGCAAGGGAAAAUUUUUGGCAACUAAUGUUUGCAGCAAUUUGGUGACUUGCUUGGCAGUCAUGAAGCAAACUGUAAUAUUUUAUUUCCCAUUGUUUUAUAGUUUUGAGUUUAAGAUGGAUAUAGUGAGACUUGCAGAGAUAUUUUUUUAUAUUGCAAAAAUGUUCUUUCCUUUUUUUUAUCUUUGGUUUUUUCUGCCUAAUAGUUAAUUGCAAGAAUUUUGCUUUUAUUGAUGAAGGUUGAUUUUCACAGGUCUGAUAGAUGCCAUGUUGGAGAAAUGUUUUUCCCAACUUAACAUGUUUAGUCCUUACAGAAAUUUUGUCACACACUUGAAGGGUUAAUUUAACCUUUCUUAACAAUUCUAGGAGUUACUGGGAUGUCUGGUGAAAGGGAAGAUGAUCAAUCAGAGUCAAAUGAGAUGAGUACAGUGGCAGAAGAAGCUGGUAGGUACAGUCUGUAUGUUGCUGCAAUGCAGGAUGAACUUUACAGACUGAGAUAAAAAAUUCAAAGGCAAUUGAAGGGUUUAUUUUGAGCUGACAAUUCAAUGAUUCUUGUAAUCUCGAGGCAAAUUAAAUAUUAUAACACAACAAAUUGACAACUAAACACAUUAAAACAUUGCAAAUAGGAGUAAAAGAUAAGAAUGUGACCUACAUAUGAGGCAGAGCCCCCAGUUGCAAUGCCAACAUCAAAUACUUACAAUGAAAAGCAACAAAUCUUAAUUGAGCAAGCCUGCAUAAAAUAAACCAAAAUAUAAGAAAAGAAAUGUGAAUAUCUAUCCCACACCGUGAAAGGUUCAGACUAAGAUGGCAAUGAAACGGCAACAACAAGGUAAAAGUGCAGAUGGCAGGACCAAGAGCUUACUUGAAAAAAUCAACCAGAGAAAAAUGAACUUUGUACAAAUGACAUGAUGUGUGUAAAUUUGAUUAUUGUACACUUGAAGAUUAAUAUAACCUUUCCUAACAAUCUAGGAGCUAACGGGAUAGCUACAAGUCCAAACAAAGAUGAAUCACAGGAAAAUAACGAGAGUAUGGUAAAGGAAGUCCAUGGUGAGUGUGGUUCAAUCUCCAUUCAUUGUCCUCUAUGUACAUGUACAUGUUCACAAUCUCACCUUACUGACACACAUGUACUCUUUGCAAUUAUUUCAUUGUUGUUAAUUGUCUAUUGAAUCUAGAAGGUGCCAAUGAGAAAGUGCUAGAAGAAGUAUCUGAAACAACUGAGCAAGAAACAGGGUUUAGAGGUAAAUUAUUCUUCAGCUCUCUUUUCCACCUUUUUUUUUUUAAUGAAAUGUGACUAUAUAGAAUGUAUGUUUUAGUAACAAGUGGGGUUAUGAUGACUUCCACCAAAAAAAAAACAUUUUGCAGUCAUUACAACCAACAACAGAUCAUAUCAGAGCUGUUAUGGGCAAUUGGGAAGGACCCAGGAAUGACUAGCCCCUUCUGGUCUGUAUUUUAGGGAAGUUUGUUUUAAAGAAAGUGGGUAUAUGUAAAUGUGAGGGUGUCUCAAUAAUUUAUAUAUAUUAACUCAGGUUCAUAUAGCUUCAAUAACUGAUAUUUUAUCAAAUAGUUUUUUUUAAUAAGUACCAAGAGAUAAACAUAUUAAGAACCACUUACUUUAAGGAAAAAAGAGGUAAAAGUUCAGACACUUUUCAGCAGUAUCACACCAUUUAGACACAAUCACAAGCCAUUUAACAUUUAAUUCAUAUUCACAUUGAUCAAAACAUGGCAAAUUUCCAGCCUCAGAUAACUUGUUUUAUAAUAAAUUCUUAAACAAAGAUCUGAAUUUCCCAUAUAUUUUUUUCCAUAAAAAGGCAUUGCUCUUUCAUGAUGAAGAAAUUGACCUUGGAAAUAUCCUUACAAUUUUAUUCUUGAAUACCAACAAAUUUAUGUCUUACAUGUACAUAAUUUCUACCAAGUUCAAAAAUAUUCUGGGAUAACCAUAACUUUAAAAUCAAAGUGAGUAAUGGCUGUAGACUAUAUCUCAGCAUUUUUCUAUUGUUCUCUUUUUAAUGGUGGGCAUUUGAUAUUGAAGAAUUGCAGACUUUGAUUUCUCCUGGUGGAACCUCAGCCAAUGGAAACACUUCAUGCACAACAUGAUAGGAAGCAGCUAGCACUGUGCAGACAAAAAGAUGCUCCAUAGAUGAAAAAAUAUCUACAGGAUUAAAUUGUGAAAUGGUCUUAAAUUUGGAAAUUAGUUCAUAUAGGUAUAUAAUAAUAUUAGAGAAACUAAAGUACAUUUUAGAAAUAAUUAAGCAAGAAAUGUCAAAAUUAACUGCAUGAGGUACAUGUUCACCUAAAAUUAGUCCAGUUCAUUGUUCAUUUUGAUGUAGGAAGAAUUUUGGUAUUUAUCUUGUCUUUCUGUUAGACAAUGUCAGACCUUGUUUGACAUUUGAUUUAACAGUGAACGUUUACUUUACAUCAUUACAGUUAACAGACUAUACAGUUAUAGGAAGUCUCUUCAAUUUACAGCUAUAGUGUGGUCUUUUCAUGCAAUGUAUUCUUUAGCAUUAUGGUGUGCUGCUUGAUAAGACCAAGCAAUGGCUUUGCUAGAGACUUAAUUAAUAAUAAAAUAAUAGCUUUAUAUUUUUUUAUAUGGAUCCUAACUAACCUAGUGCAUGAGAAACAGUGGGUCUAUAAUGCAUUUAUUCAUGGGUUCAUUUGAGUGUACACAAUCAAGACCAGUUGCCACUUGGAAGUGGUUGAUGUCAGUAGAAGAACUACUACUAAUCAUUUAGAAGUGAAGCUAGGUAAAUACUAGGAUAGUGUAUAACUCCAAGUCUGAAAACGAAUUUUAUUAACCAUUUUUUUAAAAUUAAAACUACUUUACAUUGUCAAGAUUUCAACCUUGGGUUGUUUUAAACUCAAGUGUCAUUUUGUGUUGUAAACCAGCAGAGUGAGGAUUCUCUCUUUGUUCUUUGGUCUACAAAAUAUAUUAGGCUUUUGGUGUGCAGACUGGUGACUAAAAGCACCAGACUUAGGCUAGCAAGGUUUAUGUUUUAAGUAAAUGACCUCCCAAUUGGCAAUGUUUUGAUCUGCCUUCAUGAUCCUGUGCCCAAAACAUAAUUUUAAAAUUUGAUCAUAGUCAACAACAGUUUCUCUUUAAGAGAGAGAGAGAGGCAUUUUUAGCUUUCCUUAAUUAACUGGAAGAAAUUCACGCACCCUAUUUAGGGUAAAGCAAAAUAAAUUCAAUGGAAAAAGAACUACCAACCUUCCGUUUAAAUCAUUCCACCACCAUGCUCCCUCUAUGAGACACAACGAUGUAGUGUUUUUGAAUGCUGUCAAUCACAGUGUUCGGGAUGCCCCCACAGUCGAAAAAGAAAGGAGUCUUCUGUAGUCGAAUCUUGUAUGUAUGUUGAUUAAAUAUCGUUGCGUUCAUAUCAGAAGUUUCAGUGUUUAUUUAAGCCUAAACACCACAAACACCAGAGUGCACAGAACUAAAAUUGCAUCACACUUGGGAUAUUACAUGGUCGUGCGGGAACACAUUUUGUAGAGUGGUGAUGGAUUCAUUGAUAACAUGAGACAAGGUGAAUCUGUUGAAAUUAGAGACAAAAGAAAAUCGUCCUAUAAGAGCAUCAAACGAAGUCAUUCACGUCGUGCGGCAGGCUGCUUUGGCAGAAUUAUUCUUCAACCUUCGAUAUCCAAAGAUAAGGCACUUCCUGUCUCCAAAAAAAGUCAAAUCCUUCAGUUAAAUCCUUAAGUUUUUAAGGAGAAACGGUUUCUUCCUCCAUUAGUAACACAUUCGUUCUCAAAACUGAAAAACGAUUCGAUUGGCAGUGUCCCCCACUCCGUUUGGGACGAAGAUAAGGAGCCUUGAGAUAGAACUACACGAAUUGCGUGCCUAGCAAAACUCGUGACGUAACCGGUCAGGGCCAUUUCAGGCCAGGUCAGAAAAAUCCAUAGUUGGGUGAAACUCAGUAGUGCUUGCAGACUACAUCUAUGUUGGAGCCAACUUUGUUGUUGUUUUAGUCAUUGUCUCAACCAUAGUCAACAGCCGUAAUAAAUUCUAGCCUAUUCCUGUCCUAUUACACUGUCCAAUUACAAGCAUGACGCAUACUCCGACCUAUCAGAUCAAGAUACUUUGGCCGAAAUCAUGACGUCAUUUGAUCUAAUAAUCUUAAUUUUACUGUAAAUAAAACCUUUUUAGAGGCUGAAAAAUAUAAAGAAUGUAUCAAUUCUUCUUUUCCAAAAAGGGCGGGUCUAAUUCAAGGACGGGAGAAAAGGGAGUGGAGGUCACCCAAACCUCCUAAUUCCCGGUCCAGUGUGAAAAAACUCUAAAAUGUUUAGCGAAAUUACAUGACAGUGCAGGGACUAAUUUUUUUCUUGAGUGCUGUUGGAUUCCAUUGGUGCUAUGAGACAAAGUGAAUUUGUCCUGGUGGCCAGUCAUUUUCUUUUCAUUCAUAUUAUGAUAUUGUUUUAGAUAUAAAUUAGAUGUUGAAAUCAACGCACCAAGACACGUUGCCUAACAAAUCACCUUUUUAAUAAUCUAGAGAAAUGAAUCGCCGUAAUUAAAUUAGCAUGACAACUAACUAGCUGAACAUGGAUGACAACCUUUUUCUCUAACAAAACAAAGAUCAUAAUCACGAGUUUCUUGUUUCUUCAUUACGUGUUUCUGGUCUCUUAGUGUAAAGUAACAACAAUGAAAUGAUUAUCUAUAGUUUCCAACGGCAAUGUAUGAAGUCGAAUUUCAAGAGGAUCAAUUAAAGUCAUUCCACCUGAUAACAUCCAAAGAUGAAACACUUUGUCGCAAAAAAAGAGACAAAUUCAACCAGGGGAAUUCAGAUUAAAAAUAAGUAGUUUGUAGGUAGAAAAGAAGGAACUGUUUGUUUUCCACCAGUAGCACAUCCUUUCCCAAAGCUGUAGAGCUUUGCCUCUUUGUGUGAGAUUUUUUAAGGAGAGGAAGGUAUGAGGACCCAUGCAAUGAGUUGGGAGAGAAACUUAAAACUUUGACAAGGUGACGUAAGCUACUGGCUCCUCUUGUUCGGAGGGUGGAUAACGCUAUCCACUGGGUAAAUCUCUGUCCGGGGGAUAGCGCAGUACGUUUUGUUAACAGUUAUCCGCUGGAUAGCGAUUUAUCUGAUGGGUAGCGUUAUCCGCCCUUCAGGGACAAGCUUAAACGCAAUCAAAAUGCACGAAUUGCAUGCCUAGCAAAACUCGUGACGUAAUCACGAAAGGGAAAUCAUGUGACGCAGCCUGACACAGACUGGACGAGGAGAAAGACAUGGCGUUGACUUUAAUUUUUCUUGGGUUAAUUUUGGUUCCUUACUGCCUCUCGUUGAAACCCUUGGCAGGAGGAAUACAGGAUCGCAAACCUGAUGACCCAGAUGUCCUUGAUGCACUUGAUUUUGCCAUGAACGAAUUCAAUGCUAUGCAGAACAACUUGUAUCGCUUGAUGUCGACUAAAGUUAAGGAUGCGACUGUGCAGGUGAAAACGCAGCUUUGUUUGGAUCGAUUCAAGUACAUAAGAAUUACAUGAUUGCACAUUUUACAUCUCUCAUUCAUACUUAACAAAGUAUUGUUUACUCUUUGUUCAGAGUCCUUUCAAAAGAGGUUCGAUCGAUGUUGAGUAAUGCGACGAUGUUAGAAAUUUACAUCCGGUUUAGAAGUCAACUAAUUUAUGUAACAGCUUUAAUCGGCCCUAAACCUAGCGUUGUUCAAAAACAAAAAGAUCGUAGUUUAAACACAAUUUACAAAAUUCUCGUGAAUGAGUGUUGAGAGAAAUGAUGUACUCUAUCGAUGUGCUAUUGGGAUCAAUUUUUAUUACGCUUAUUGGUGUUGGUGUCAUGAUCCUAACUGAAUUUUCAAGUUGUGGAUAGUAUGUAUGUUACACGAUUACAAGCACGUUCUUUCUCUUGCUAGCUGCAGCUGAAAGUUAGCACUGUUUCAGUUUCUCGUGUAUGUCUUGUGAUUUGAUCAAUUUUUGAUACCUUGUUUCGUGCUGAGCUAAAGAAAGGUGCGGAUAAUAAAGAAAGAUAUAUAGUAUAACACACGGGCGCGCGUAGAUAUGGAAUUUCCCAAUCUACAAGCAACCAUUUAUUAUUUUUUUUAUCAUCUAAACACAAUAUAGUGACAAGAACAGCCAACUUCAUUAGUGAAUGAAAAUGAAAGAAUCAAUAAUCUCCAAAUAACUAUUAUAUGGUGCGUUGGCGCAAAGACUCGAGAUGGAGAAAUGUGUUGAAUCCUAAUUGCAAAAACAAAGAUGGGCAUAAUUUUCAAUUUACAAAAUUCUCAUGAAUUGACUUGGUCCCUACAGACAGCGAAGUCUUUCAGGUACAUAGCCUAAAUUGGCCUGUGGCCAAUCUUCCAGUUGUUGUUUUUCAUUUUCAGCCACAAGAAAUGCUAUUACCAAAGGCAAUAAAUACCUAACUUUUGGUUUUUCUUUCGUGGAAGGUGAGUUAUUUGUCAGCAGUUGAUUGGCGAUAUCAAACACGGGAAAAAUUUUUUUAUCAUAUAAACUAUGGUGUCACACAACAAUUUCUAGCCCUGAGAAUAGCCAUAACAACACAAUGAAAAAGUAUUGUAUUUUUUCACGUGCCUUCACCAUAGUCAAUCCAAGGUUGUUUGUCUGAAUUUUUUUUGGAUCAUGGCUGCUAAAAAAUUGAAAAAUAUGUAAUUGCCUAGAGAGAGUGACGUUUAAACUUUCCUUGAAGGGGAAGAAAACCAAAAUAUGGAAAGUAAAACUGAAAAUUUUGUAUUCAUUAGCUUUGGUAAUGGCAUUUGUCACACCUGAGAACAAAAGUCAACAACUGGAAGAUUUGCCUCAGGCUGAUUUUGGCUGUGUACCUGAAAGAUUUCUUCUGUCAGUAAGGACCAAGUCAAUAACUGAGAAUUGUGUAUAUUGAAAAUUACACCCGUCAUUUGUUUUUGUAUUGUUUCAACGUAUUUUUUUGUCUUGAGCCUCAGCACCAAUGCACCUUUUGAUUUUAUUCAGGUAUUGUUGAUUCUUUCAUUUUCAUUUAUUAUAUCGACUCUCUUGUCAGUAAAGGGCUGCUGCUACUUGCUUGUAGAAAUGAAAUUUCUCCUCUUGUGUUAAACUUGUGUCCUGGUGUUCAACUCUUGUGUCUGCUGUGCUCACUUGUGAGCUAUUGAGUUAAAUACUCCAAGAGAAUGUCUAUAUCUACAUACGCCUGUACAUUAUUCUCGAUGUAGUUUUUCACGUGUGUUGUUCCAGCUUUUCUCUGAGCUGGAAAUCCUUGUAUAACACCAAAUUGCACAUGAAGUCAUGUUAUUACCUAUACAAACACAGUACAGUAUAUUUAAGUAUCAGAGGUGAUUUUCAUAAUAUGGUUUUAUGUUUCAGGUUGUUUCUGGCCAAAAGUUCUGUAUUGUUUCAGAGGUUGGCAUUUCCCGAAGUUGCCGCAAUGAUGAGACUCACAAGUCUGCCUCUCUGGAUCUUUGCCCUGUUGACACUCUGGAGGUAGGAGAUUGUGUUCUAGGGAUAUGUGGAUGCCAUUAGACUGACAAUGGCGCCAGUGCUUUAUAUCAAGAACUUAGCUCAUAGCCAGAAAUUUCUCAAGCACAAAAAAACCAUUAGUCUUAUUUUGUAAGCUCUGAUUUGAUAAAUUUAGUGGAGGACCAUUGCUUGUUUCUUGGGGAGUGAGUGGAAAGUUGAAGUAGCUUCUAUUGGUGCAAAAAUGUGUAUCGCCAUUUGUCCUCGGACAUUAUCUGUUCCUUGAAGCUCACAGUUUUCCUUGAGCUUUGCUCUUACUAGGAAAGCUGUUCGAUUCUUGGAACAGAUGAUGUCUGCAGACAGAUAUCCACACAUAUUUUUGUCCUAAAUAGUGAUUAAUAAUUAUGUUUAUUAUCCUUGAAAUAUUAUGCAUGUGAAAAACUGUUAAUGAGCAGCUUACUGUAUGCAGCAUGGAAUGUUUUCUUUUGAGUGUUCACCGGUAAGACUUAUUGGACAAAAAAAGAUUUCCCUUCUCCAGUAGCAACCACACAAAACCCUCUCAUUUUGAAUUAAAAUUAAUUAAUUUUGAAACGAAGCCCUAUGGUAGUGGACGUAAGGUUUGAAAAUUUAGGAAUAUCGCUUGGGUGAUAUUCUUGGAUAUUACCCAGUUUUAGCUUGAGGAUAUUAAUUUUGGUCGUCCUUUAUCAAGACCAAUCACACAUGAGCAAAAAUGUUUGAUGGAUCUUAUUUAGUAUUAGUUUUGUAUCAUUAUUUAUGUUUUUUAUUAUUAAUCAUUAAUACACUUACAUUCAUUAUUGUAUGAUAACUUUUAAUAAAGGAUUUCACAGGUACUCAAAUGACAGAUGUUAUCAUGUUGUUCUUCACAGAUGCAGUGCAGAUUUGUGGUGAACAGCGUCCCAUGGGAGAAACGCAAAGACCUCAUCAGCCAUGAGUGUGUUGGUUUGGAGGAAAAAAUUAUGUCAUGUGAACGGAGCCAGCCUUCUAAAGUUGCAUCCAAACCAGAUGAGAGUAACUCUGUGGUAGAUUUUGAAAAGCAAUCAAAGGUAAAAGCAGGUUUCUUUUGAAAACGCGUAGAACACUAAUCAUGAGAAAGUAUAAGCCCCACUUGUUACCAUGAUGGUAGUUUUUAACAAAGGAGGCUGUUCUCCAAAGUUGUAACUAAGAUGUACAUAUGAAAUGUUCUUGCUUAACAUAAAUUUUGUGGCACUGGAGAACAGCAUAGCUUUUGCAAAGUGUAAGUCUUAAGGUGAUAUGACUCAAUUUAUUUUUAAAAAAUGAUGGUCUCUACUGAUUGUUUACAGUUGUUGUGAGCUGUGCUAUUACAACCUUCAGCUAUCAAUGUCUGUAAUUUCCUUUUUAUCUACAGCCAGCAAAUAAAUAUGUACACUCAAUUGCAAACACAUUGACACUUAAAAAAGCAUUUGUAAUCAAUAACAAGACCCCACAGUUCUGUGGUUACACAUAAAUACAGAAUGGCCACCAUUAGCAUGUGUUACAUGAUGGGAGUUAUGCUGGCUUUCUUGGAAAAAGGGGAUUAUUGUAACAAAGGAUUUCAUGAAUAGUGACAAAAGCCAAUCACUGAUUAUGCAUCUGCACUUGAGCAUUUCCCAUAGAGCUGUUUGGUCUCAUUGUUCACAAAUCAUGUUUUCUAGGGGUUAACAUUUUUUGCAAUUUAGUGUGUCAUCAAGAAGAGAAAACAGUUACUAACAGUUUUGUUUAUAGUCAUGCACUGUGAUCAGGAACUACUGUCAGUACCUUUUCAUCUGGGAAGUAUAUGCACAAGAGUAGUACCUGUGGCUUUCAGAAUUUGCUUGCCAACCCCCUUGGGAGGUACACCUGUGUUGCACACAGUUAAUUUCUUUUUUUUUUUUUUUUUUUUUUUCAGCCAAAACCUGCCAUAGGUGACAGUGAUGUACUUGAGACAUUCCACAAGUUUGUUAUUAAACACAAGAAGCCCUAUUUAACAGAUAAGGAUGGUAUGUGUUAACGCAUUAACCCAAAAACUCCCAACAUCUGAUUAUUAAUUUUUCCCUUUGACUGCUACACAUUUCCUGGUAAAUAAGCUACAAGAAUUUAGUGUUAGAUCAUGAAAACAACUUCUACCUGAUAAGUCUGAAUAUUCUCACCACCUGUUUACUGAAUAAUGUAUGGAUAUUGUAAGGAGAAGUGACAUGUAAAUCACUUCUGGGAGUUAAAGGGUUAAACAGGAGAGAAGUGGUUUGUUGAUCAAUAGUUUGCACUAGAAAAUGUUUCUUUUUGAUAAUAACUCAGAAAAUAAUUUGGUUUGGAGGUGGUGCUUGUUAAAUAACUCUUGGUGUUUUGUUACACUUUUGCAGCAGUCAUAUAUUUUUAAAAUUUUUCAUGUCAUUAAAAUUUUUUAUGUCAUGUUGAUCUUUUGGUUAUUUCUUUUAUUUUUUCAAAAUUUAAUGAUGAACACAAAAUGAGAAAAUUUCUGCUGGUUUGAAUAAUUGUAAACAAAGGUAAAAAAAUUAUGUUAGAUCUAUCAAAGCUCCAACCUGCUGGUGGGAAUUCCUUCUCAUUUCCUACUUUUCUUACAAUUUUUCUCUGAAGUGAAGCCCUUUGAUGUCCCCAUUACUCCUCUCAGUGUGCAGUUUGUUCCUGUCGUUUCCCUCUAUUUACACAGUUUGUCUCACUUUUUUUUAAAACUCUUUCAGAAUACAAGAAACGCUUUGCAGUUUACCAGGACAACUUGGUCAGAGCUCGAAAGAUGCAGGACAUGGAGCAAGGUUCUGCCAAAUAUGGGGAGACAGUGUUCAGUGAUUUAACAGGUUUGUCUCCUCAAUUGUGACUUUUCAAGGGGAAACUUACACUAAUACUCCAUAUGAAUGCUGUUUGUCAGCCUUACAAACAUCUGGGGAAUCUGUUCAAGUAGCUUUAGCAACAGUUUGAGUGACAUGGGUAGCCAUUAAACUGUUGUGGCAUCUGUAUGGUAAAAAUCUCUACCUGCUCAAAUGAGUUGAGACAUUAAUUUUGGAAGGGAUUGGCUUCCAUUUAAAUGAUAUGCAAGUCAAUUUAGCAGCCAUGUCAUCACGUACUUGGUUUAUUACAUUAUAAUCAAUAUAUCAUACCUACAUAUAUCUUUGAUGUGGAUAUUUUGUGUUUUUUCCUUUAGAGGAGGAAUUUAAGAAGAGUUACAAAAUGCCUGGUUGGGGAAAGCCACAAUAUGAAAUGAAGCAAGCUGAUAUUCCCAAGGGAGACAUUCCAAAAGCAUUUGAUUGGAGAGACAAAGGUAGAGUGUAUGAAUGUUUAAGGGUGUUAUGAAGUUCACACAAAAUGGUUGUUUGUGUAACUGGAUGUAACCCAUUUCACUUGCAAGUGAUGUCGCUGAGGUUGUUCUGUUUCUUUAAAGGUGCUGUGACUGCAGUAAAGAAUCAGGUAUGUAAACAGAAAUGUCAAGUUUAUCUACCUGGUAAUUGGUCCGUUGACCCUUUAACACCUAAGAGUGAUUAGUAACUAUUUCUUCCUAUCAGUAUCACCCUUAAAACAAACAUUGAGCUCACGAGAAUAAAGGAAAUGAUCACUGACUAAAUAGGCUCUUGAUCAUUAAACAAAUUCUCCUUGUCAGCACCAUAGGAAAUGCAGAGAGCAGUGUGGAGAAAAUGCAUACUGAUGUGAGGGGGUAAAGGGUUAAGUGUAGGUGUGUUUGCUAUAAUUUGUAGUCUCUCGUUGCUGUGAAUAAGCAGUGCUGCUGGGCUAUAAGAUACUUAUUGCCUGGCAUUUGGCUGCAUCUUGGCCUUCACUGGCUUUUGUGUGGUUGUGAACAACCUUGCUGAUUGUGUACCUUUAAAUCUAAGAAGACCUCUCUAAGUAAAAUUCUCGCAAAAAGAUGUGGUAUAACGAACAGUAUUAAUAAUAUAUCUAUUUGAAUGUGCUUUUUUUUCCCCCUGCCUCUCAACUUUUCACCCCACUGAAAACUGAUAUAUCUGUUUGCUCUUUCUGUUUGUGCAGUUUCAAAGUUAUUUAGUUCCAGGGGUGGAAUUUUUCCAAACAAUGGCAUUACAGUUUUCAGUAGAAAUUUGACAGGAAGAACUCAAAAUAACAACUUGGGGUCAUCGCUUGACUCGAAGACAAUUCUCAAAAUUGAAAUUUUUAGAAAUUAUAUCACAGACAGCAAAGAGAGUUGAUAUAUAUAUCUUUGGAGUGACAGGGAUCACAUAAUGAUUAAUUUUACUGCAUGCAGGGUGUGUGUGGUUCAUGCUGGGCUUUCUCUACAACUGGUAAUAUUGAAGGACAGUGGAAAAUCAAGAAAGGGGAUUUGGUCUCCCUCAGUGAACAAGGUAAUUAAUGAAGGUAAUGGGACUGAGUGGAGUCCAGUUUGGUCUGUAAUCAUACAAGUGAUUAACAAAAUUGGACAAUGGCAAAGUGGGAGUAUUAUUUGUUAAUUGUGAGUAUAAUUGCAGACUGGAUUGAAUGACAUGAAGUCCUGUUACCAUUAAUCAAAACUAUGACAAAAUUUGAGAAAGAAACUAGGCAUUGGUUAUAUGCUUUCAUAAACAAACAACAUUUACAUGUAACUCAGCAAAUUGUGUGACAACAGGGCAUGUACAUGAUGUAUACUUUAAUAUGUGUAUACUGUCAUUAGUGCUCAAAUUGGGCUGGUGAUAACCAUUCAUGUUGAAGAAUUUUUUUUGGCUUUGAUGAACAGGAAAACACAGCAUAUCAAUUGAUAUGCUGCAUUAAAAAAUAAACUGUGGAGUUUUACAAUGUUUGCCUUUUUCUGGCAUCUCAUUCAGUUAUUGUAUAAAAUUUCUUGUUUUUUCUUUGCAAUUUACAAAAUUAUCGUUCACAAAUUGAAGUGUUUUUAGGUUUGGUUAGUGAUAGAUUUGCCUUAGAGAUCAUUGCAAGGCUGAGACAAACAAGUAUUGUUAGGGAUAAAGGAAGUUUUCAACUGAAGAUUUCAUAAUGUGGAAUUUUUUACCUUUUUAACAACUGUACCAUCCAUGGUGUACUAAGGAACAGCCAAGCUGAGCCAUUCUUUGUCUCUUAAAGUCCUUUUAAGUUAAGGCAAAUUAGCCUUCCUGGCCUUGUUUUUGAGUGAAAAUUCUACUACCUUUUAAACACCUGAUCAAGGCCAGAAAUAAAAAUGAAGCUGUCAUGUAUGAAAGAGGUCUAUGUGCAAGUGUUGUUGCUCACAAACCGUACUUAUGAUCUUCUGUGAUCUCUUGAUCUUUCCAGAACUUGUUGACUGUGACACUGUUGAUCAUGGCUGCAAUGGUGGACUACCAUCUAAUGCUUACAAGCAAAUCAUGAAACUUGGUAUUGAUAAGAUCAUUUGUUACAAUGAAAUAUUUUGGUGAGGUGACUUUUAGAAAUACUGGUAGCUGAGGUUUUUUUUUAGUUUCUAAGUUGAUCUUGAUUCUGGUCCUUUUACUUGUGGAUAUGUAAAAGAUAAGGAGAAAUGAUGUGGAGUGUACAUGUAAGCAUGGCCACAGGAGUCUGGAGAAAGAAUGCAUCUCAUCAAAGAUGGCAGGCUGAUAGUUAACGAUGGUAGACUUUGUCAAGUCACUCUGAUUUAGAUUCUCAUUACUUGUACUGAACAGUUGUAUCUUUGAGAUUUUGGAAAACAUGUGAAACUUAAUUUUGGUAACAGAGAUGUUCUGAAUGUGUCAGAGAUUUAUGCUAUACUGUAUUGUAGUACGUUUGAGUGGUCUAACAACCUUGAUUUUUUUCCUAUUGAAAUUUUGCGUUCAGGUGGACUUGAGACUGAAAAAAUGUAUCCUUAUGAGGGAUCUGAUGAUAAAUGCAAGUUUGCAAAGUCAGAAGCAGUUGUUUACAUCAAUGGGUCUGUUGCGAUAUCAAAAGACGAAAAUGGUAAGUCAGGGUUUCUACAACCGUCUGAUCUUUCUUCAUCAUUCUGAAUGACAUUUUCAAUCCUUCUUUACUGGCUGUGGAAUUUCUUUCUGUUUGAAGGGUUAACAGCCCUGUAGUCAGAGCCAUAAUGCUUUUGGUGAACGUUAUGGAACAAUGGUUUUACUCUCAUUUAUGAUGUAGUUUACAAUGAAUUUUCAGGUGAAAAUGACUUAAAAUUAAUUUAAGCUGUUGGUGUAUUUAUGUGGGGUUUUUUUUCAUUAAUCCUUCAAUUGAGGAUAACUCAAAUCAAAUUUGGUGUAGGCAAUUUUUUUCUUUGAAAUUAUUAUGAACUUCCACACAGGUAAUACCUAUUUUUUUAGUUCAGUAAUUGAAGCCAUUGAUUUGUUUACCAAUUCAUAUAUUAUUUCAUUGUAAUCAGUCAUUUGAUACAAUCAACUUACAAGUUUGUGCAGGUUGUUUUACCGCACAGUUGCAGUGUGAUUUGUCUAUGCAGCAAUGAGAUAGGUCGAUUUGUUGAAGGUUUGUUCAUCAUGUACUAACCUCACAAAUGUUAUUUUUUCAGAAAUGGCUGCAUGGCUGGUGAAGAACGGACCAAUAUCUAUUGGUAUUAAUGCUAACAUGAUGCAGGUAAACUGAAGUGCAUGCUUUCAACUAUUCUUGAUGUAAAAGUUUUCCAUGAUAUGUUCCUCAUUUUAGCUUGGAGUUUAUGCUUUGCCUGAUGAACUAGUGUACAGGUUAUCAAUGGUCUAAGUCUGAACUAAAAACUACAAACUGUACACCAAUUCAUCUGAUAAGGAAAAACCCAGCAUUGGCACCAAAAACUAUUACAUGACUUUGUUGAAAUCUUCAAUGGUGAUCACACAAAGAAUCGGUCAUUAAAAAAUUGUGCCUCAGUGGAGAAUUUUAUAUGCAAUUUUUGCACAGGUCUGGGUGGAGGGGGGGGGGAGUGGGAGCUCAAACAAAACAAUGAGAGGGGGAUGUUGAAGCUUCAAAUCCAGGCAUUUGUGACACACCCUUUGUUACACAUGUAGGCUUCUAAGUUCACCUAACAUCAAAGAUCUUGUCACUUCUGGGGAUAAAAAUGGUAGGGAGGGGUCCCUUAGACUUACUGCCCCCUCCCCCCCUAUGUAUAUUUGGUUCUUCUUUAUUAACCUUAAAGUCCUAGAAGUGAUUUACAUGUAACUUCUCCCAAUAAUAUCCAGACACUAUCCAACAAACAGGUUAUGAGACUACUCAAACUUAUCAGUUAGAGGUUGUUAUCAUGAUAUGACACCAAAUUCUUGUAACUAAAUUACAAGGAAAUGUUUAACAGCUAGAUGGGAGAAUUAACAAUCAGAUCUUGGGAGCUUACGGGUUCAGGUGAAGGCUACUUUACCAUGUUGUUUUUUCAUUUGUUAGUUCUACUUAGGGGGAGUUGCUCACCCAUGGAAGAUUUUCUGUAAUCCAGAAUCUCUGGAUCAUGGUGUGCUGAUUGUAGGCUAUGGCGUCAGUGAGUAUUGCUGUUCUUGUUUCCUUGCUUUGAAACAUGUGAGAUAGCUCUUUCGGGCAAGUUAAAGGCAUGAGCUUAUGAACCUUUAUCCAACCAGCCAUGUUCGAGGUAGAGCUAGAUUGGACAUAAGGGGAGUGGGCAGGGACAGAUGACAUGCUCAGCCCAACCCCUCCCCUCUCCUUUCUUCAGACCAUCAGUCACCCCUUUGGUACAAUUUUUUUGCUCCCCUGCCUUCUACUGCUGUAAAAUUCAAAGAUUCAAAGAUAGCAGCUAUGAUUUAACCAUGGAAACACUGAGCACUCACAUUUCAAGAGCAAUCCUGCUCUUUAGACUAUAAGUGAAGUUGUUAAGACCAUUGUUAGAGGUUUCAUUGGUUACCCAAGGAUGUGUUAAACAUGAUGCUGUGGGUGAAAUGUAUUACACUUGAGGUUUUUCAUAAGUGAAAUGCUUUUAUUUUCACAAUUAUGGGAAUCAGAGCCCAGGCCAUUGUAUUUCAACCUCUGAUGCUCUUCCACUGAGCUACAGAGAAUCUUAUGGUGAGCUAGGACAUUAAUAGACGUUCCUUUACGUACGUUGUGUUGGAAGCAUUUUACACACCGUUGGGGUCAGCAAUGUGAAAAUUGUCAUGUGGGUAAUAGAACCAGAUAGUUCAAAAUUUACUACCUUUUUCUACUUUAUUAACCUAAAAAUAUGACAUCUCUUUUUAUAGAGAAUAGCUGGUUGUGGGGGGAUGAACCAUACUGGAUCAUCAAGAACAGGUAUAGAAUGAUAGACUCCAUUAAAUUCGGUCCUGUAAAAUGUACUUUCAUGCGCAUUAAAACAAUUAUAAUUUGCUUCUUUUGAAAUCUCCAAAUUAAAUUUUUACUCAGUUCUGUGCACUGUACUUCUAACUUUUUAUUUAAAAUUUUGGCUAUGAGAAUUUGUUGCAUUUUAGUCUAUAUCCCAAAUGUAUUUUUUCAAUUCUUCUCGUCCCUUCUUAUUGUAAGGAAAAAGUUCUUUUUGAUCGCUCCUGGAAGUGAAAGGGUUAGAGUUAGUAUUCCUAAGGGUUGAAGUGAGAUCCAAACAGAAUAAUCUUUGGUUGUUGGCACUGUUUUAUCGGAGCUUAUUUUACUGUGUUCUAUGAACAUUGUAUGUGGCUUAUUAAAACAUUUCUUUUUUCAUUCUAGUUGGGGUGAAAGCUGGGGCGAACAGGUAAGUUUAAUUUUUUUUUUCCUGAGAGGAGGCAAGAGCCAAAGAGAACGACACAGUAUUUUUCGUGUCGCUUCUAUAUCUCGUGACUCUUCACUCGCGUGACACACCACUCGCGUGACUCACCACUCGCGUGACUCACCACUCGCGUUCGCCUCGCUGUUGCUUCGUGCUUGACGCUUAGCCCGGAGGCUAGCGUGUCUCAUGCCACAGGGACUGUUAUGGGGAACUUAACUAACUUAAAUCUGCCCAUGUCUUUUGCCACAGGGAUACUACUUGAUAUAUCGUGGAGAUGGCAGCUGUGGUUUGAACACCAUGUGUACCUCGGCCGUCGUCGACUGAGCAAUUCUCAGGUCAGGUGAUAUGCUUGUAAAUGAAACAUUUUAAACAUUCAUUGAACAUAAUGUAGAAAUGACGAAUUUUUGUAAAUAUUAAGCAUUUGUUUUCAUUAUCUCUUUUAUUGUAGGUUUUGAAUCAAGUCAUUUAGUACAUUAUACCUAUGAUACCUGAUUUAAAUUUAAGCAUGUAGAAUCAAUUUUUUACAUUUUUCGUAGCCAUGGGCUUUUAUUAGUAAAAUGUUUUUUUUUCUUUAGUUUUUAAUUCGUUUUAUUGCCUUCCACACAGUUUUCACUUGUAUUGUACUUGACUUACUUUUUAUCGGAGAAAUCAAAACAAACCCUCGCUAAAAGAUGUAGAAAAAAACAUUUUGAAGUUUUACUUAAUGUUGGAUUUGGAAUGUUAAAAGAUGGAGUUAUUGGCCAGCUUAAAAUACUGGCAGUGGCUAUGUAAGCUUGGUAUGGAGGAUCAAAUUUUUAAUUGUUUUUUUUUUGUUGUAAGAAAUGGUUUGUUAACGGUUUAAUUGACAUCGAAACUUAGUAAUAAGAUUUUUAUUGUUCUAUUUUCCAACCUUUUUAUGCAUGUUUUAGCUGAGCUAUAUGACUGGCUUUGUAGAGAGGGAUAUAGAAUUUGUAGCCUUUGUUAUGAUAUUAAACAGUGAGUUUUGCCAAUUAAAACAAUGGUGUGUUUGUUUGACUUGAAAUAACCUCUUUUUGAAAUUGUGAGUACAGUUUAACUUUAUUGGAUAAAAGAGAGAUGAAAAUUAACAUCAGUAUGCAUAUUAUCCAUACUAUUCUCCACAUAUGAGGAUAAUUUGUUUUAAUAAUCAAGAGCCUCUUAAGUUGGUGAUCAUUUCCUUUUUUGUCACUCCGA